AUGUCUUUUGGAAAAGGUAAAAUAACUUUUAUUUAGAACAAAAAACUAGAAGAAGUAGUUUUAGAAACUCUGAAAAUUUAAUCAAAAAACAAUGAAGAAGCCAAAAAAUUAUAUAUGAAUGACAUCUAAUUAGAACUUACAUCAUAAUAAAAGGUUUCUUCAAUUAAUCAAAAUAAUUAUAGUAAACUAUAAAAUAAGGUUGAUUAAGUUCAAGAAAAAUAAAAUCUAUAAUAAAAUAAUAAAGUUUAUAGUUCACCUGCUCUAUAAAAGUAUUAAGUUAACCCCAAAAAAGCCUAAGAAUCAAAUGUCUACCGUCUUAAAUAAAAGUAAUAUCGAAGGCAUUAGAAUGAGAAUUAAAAAAAAAAACUUAGAGUUCUUUAAAAAUCAAGAAUAAGCAGGUAUUUUAAAAGCACCUAUAAAAUAAUGAGCAUAUUUUUGUUUUAUUAAAAUAAACAGACUUUUUAUUCUAAAUAUCAGAAUUUAAAGAUGAUGUACAAGACUACAUAAAACUGUUCAUAUGCAGGUAACUGAAUGAAAAUUUAAUAUAGAUUUGAUAUCUAGAUAAGGUAUUUAGGAUAAUUACAGAUCAAUAAUAACUAUUGAUAAAGAAAAUUCUUAUGCUUUGUUGCAGAAAAAGAAAUAGUAUUAGAAUAGAGAGAGCAGCAAUUCAAAUCAAUAAAAAAAUGAAAAUCGUUCAAAUAGUGGAUUAUUUAAAUCUGCAUCACUUUAAUAAUUCUAUCGUGCUCAAUCAGCAGUUGAGAAAAAUUCAUAUCAAAAUUAUAAAGGAAAUCAAUAACAAAUCAAUUAGAUGAAAAAUGUUUCAUAUCUUUCUUUGCUAUAAUAAAGUGGCUAUUAAUUAAAACAUAAUUAUACAAAAUCAACUAAAGAGUUAAAUAACAAAUGGAUUGAUUUUUUAUCAAAUGAGAAUUAAAGACAAAAAUCAUUUGAAAAUUAAGCUUACAAGAGAUUGAAUGAGAAAUUGGAAUAUUUAGAAAAAAAGUUUAACUAGUUAAAGGAUUCAUUUGCUAAUGUAAGUGAAAGUUAAUAAGAUAAAAAAACAGAUAGAAUAAAAUAAAAAUAGUAUUCUAUGGUAACUAAAUACUUUCCUUAGAAAUUUAUAUAAUAAUAAAAGAAUGUUAGUUAAGAAGAAAGUAAAGUAACAAAGGAUAUUAAAUCUAUCUUCAAUAUUUAUUCAUAAAUGAAAGAUAUAAAAAGUUAUACUUCAAAUUCUUAAUUAUUGAAAUAAUCCUAAGAUAAAAACACUGGAUUAUUAUAAGAUUUUGUAACUUAAAUUAAAAAAAAUUCUAAUAAGAAUUCUUAAUUAUUGAAGGGUUCAUAAAUUAAUGAAACAAACUAAACUUUUAAUAAAUCAGAAAGAUAAUAAUCUAUGGAUUCCAAAUAUUUUUACCUAAAUAAGAUAAGUGAAACAUAACCAAAUGAACCUGUAAACAAUUUAGUUUAUGUAGUUCUUGUAUUAUAUUUCAACUGUAAUCUAAGCUAUAAAAAGUAAGAAACCUACAGAACUUGAUGAACUUAUUAAAGAUCAUUUUUCACAAACAUAUCAAGUGAAUUUAUAAUUAAUUUAUUUAGGGAUUAAUUUAUGCAAAUAGAUUAGUAAUAUAAUUUGAUCCAAAUAAAGUCAUUUACUUGCCAAAAUCUAAUCAUCUAAAAACAAUUGUUUUUGAUUUGGAUGAGACAUUAAUUCAUUGCAACUCUAAUUUAUCAAUACAAGGAGACAUCAUAUUACCUAUUACUUUUCCAAAUAAUGAAACAAUUUAGGCUUCAAUUAAUAUUAGACCUUAUGCAAAAUAAAUCCUUAAAACACUUUCAAAAGAUUUUGAAAUUAUUAUUUUUACAGCCUCUCAUUCAUGUUAUGCAAAUAUGGUUAUUGAUUAUUUGGAUCCAAAAAAAUAAUGGAUUUCACAUCGAUUAUUCAGGGAACAUUGUAUUCAAACAAGAGAAGGAGCAUACAUUAAAGAUUUAAGGUAUAUAAUAUAUAUUUUUAGAAUAUUAGGGAAUCGAAAAUUAUGUGAUGUUUUAUUAGUAGAUAAUGCUUCCUAUUCAUUUAACAAAUAAAUUGACAAUGGAAUUCCUAUUAUUUCUUAUUAUAAUAAUAAAGAGGAUUAAGUAAUUAAAUUAUUGAUUUAUAGGAAUUAUUACAUUUAUAAAAUUAUUUAUUAAAUUUUAGGAGUGUUAAAGAUGUUAGAGAUUUAAAUUAAAAAUAAUUAAAAUUAAAAUAGUUUUUAGAUUAUUCUGAUUUUGAUGAUUUAUAAAAUAAUUUAAAGGAUAUUUACUUUUGA
This is a messenger RNA of Paramecium primaurelia, 2300 nucleotides long. NCBI's taxonomy places the organism in Eukaryota, Ciliophora, Oligohymenophorea, Peniculida, Parameciidae. The record is from the annotation of a GenBank genome assembly.